UAGCGGGUUAGGUUUAUAUGUCAACUCGGGUCCUAGAUCUGAUGACUACUUAGUGAGUUCUUGUUAUCUAGCAAUGAAACUGGAAUGCAAGUCUAAACUACCAAACAAACAAAGCAAGUAAACUGUUGUAUUCAGGUUAAGAGAGGUCACCCGGAUAUGGUUCCCCCUAGACUGCAGUUAAGCCGGAUUGUAAUUACCAAGUUCAGUUUCUAUGAAAGUUAUACUGCGGAAGGUUCUUAAAUAGCCUGAAGUCUCGACUAAAGGUCUUCAGACCCUCUCAAUCUGAAUCUCUAGCGGGCGACUAACCUCCACCGGAGUAGACAGAUUGAGGCCCUAAGAACAAAACCUCCACUACCGGAGUAAAUCCGGUACAGAAUAGUGAGUUGGUUCCUCGACUAAUGUCACCAGCUCCCUACCUUCAAUCAAGGAUACUCUAUUAACCUAGGCAGAUAUUCUCAUUCUAGGUCAAAGCAAAAACAACAGGAAUUUGAUCAGGAUUCAAGUCAUUCAAUCAUUCAAACCUCAAUCGAAUAUAAUCAAUCAUAGAAUCAGUACUUGGGUUCAUACAAUCAAAGCCUAACAUACAAAUCUAGGGUUCUCCAUACCCAGAUGAAUGGGAGAACUACUCCAUGGAGAAGAAAGCAAAAGCAAAAUCAGACGCGGAAUUCAUACUGUGAAGGAUGGAUUCCUGCUCCUGGACGUUGAUUGGCACUCCUCCAAGCUCAAGCUGGCCUCCAAUGGUGUUGAAGAUCAAUCUAGGGCACUUGGAGACUCUUGUUCGUCGCUUUCUCUCUCUAGGAAUCGUUUUCUCUCUCAAAAACUCGAAUCCCCUUCUCUUUGGCUGAAAAUCUGCUUAAAAAGGCAUCAGUGGCCAAAGCACGGUCGAGGACACGGCCGUGCUUUGCCUGAGUCCGCCCUUGCCUCGGCCAGGGUUAAUUACAUGGCCAGCAGUUGGGAAGAAACACGGCCGUGCUUCGCGUUGGAUACGGCCGUGUAAUGCUUGAACACGGCCGUGCUUUGUCUCGGCCCUGCCCGUGUAAUCAGCUCAGCUCUCGGCAUAAAAAGCACGGCCACCAGAACACGGCCGUGUAAUGAUUUAGGUGUGCCCGUGUUUUGGCUCCAGCUCACCGAAAUGACUUCCGAAUGCCCCGAAACUCGCGCUUAGCCUUCCCUUUGACACCUGGGACCUGAAACAUGACAAAAUAGCACAACCCGCCAUAAAAUAGGCCACAAUACAUGACUAUGCCCCUCAAACGGAUAAGAACUAGGGGCGCAAAUAUGUGCAAUUACAUCGUUAUCAAACUCCCCCACACUUAACUGUUUGCUUGUCCCCAAGCAAACCUAACUCAAACCAAUGCAACUCUCCAGACCUCUAUAGCAACAAACAACCCAGAUCGUAGGUAGAGGACUUCCUAGAUCAUUUAGCAACUUACGAGGUCAACCGACGCACAAGUCAUCUCAUAGCUUCUUCGGCGAGAGCACUAGUAUCGAGUCGGCAUCAUGGAAAAUAGUGAACAGAGGACAAAUGAAUUGUGGAUGAAGAGAUUCUCAAAAACAAAAGACCAUGGACUCACAUUUUUCAAGGUGCUCUAUUUUCUGCUUAAAGAUGGUUGGAACCCCCUUUUUUUCCUGUUUUGCUUGUUUUCUGAUAUUUUUCUUUUCUUUUGCUUUCAAGGGUCCCAACCUGUUCUUACCGGCCAUGCCAGGAGCGGAUGUCUCGAGCCUCGUGCGGGGGAAAGACAUGUAAGGGGGCUGGAGGUAGUAGGUGGAAAUUGGGAAUGAAUUCCCGUCUCCCCUUACACACUUUCGCCCUAUUCGCACGGGAGACGUUUAUUUUGAAGCACAUUUUCGAGCACCUGUUAUUUUCAAAACAUGACACAAGAGUCCAUGACAGGUAGAAAAUCCACAACAUCACACAAUUCAAGGGUCCUAAGAUCACUAAUUCACUCAAUUAACCAACACAAUAUGAAGAAGAAAUGAGAUUUCUUAAAUGCAUCAACAUCCUCCAUAGUGCUACACUACGUCCCUAGUACUACAACAAAUUCGGCCUAUUAGGACAAAAAAAUUAUUUUGUCAUUUUCGGUUUGUCACAAUAGGUACGUUGAUAUGACAAAAAUAAUAUAUGUCCUAUUUGGUAUGCCUAAUGUGACAAAAUAACUGUUGUCAGAAUAAGUCGUCAUUUAAAGUGAGUAAUGUGGCAAAUAUUUUGUGUCACAAUUAAUUUUGUCAAAAUAGGCGUCCCAUAUCGGGAUGUAAGAGACUCAACAGUGACAAAUUUAUUGUUGUCAGAAUAUUUCGUCAUUUAAAGUGCGUAAUGUGACAAAUACUUUGUGUCACAAUUCAGUUUGUCAAAUUAUGCAUUCCUGAAUUGUUUAAAUGACAAAGUAUUUUGUCACAAUAGAUAGCAAUAAUCCAACGGCGAGCUGACAAAAGGGCAAGUACGUCAUAAUAUAGUGGUUUCGGCUUUGACAAAAGGCAUGUUCGUCAUAAUAUAGUGAUUUUGUAUUU
Molecule: messenger RNA, 2508 nt
Organism: Linum trigynum
Lineage: Eukaryota; Viridiplantae; Streptophyta; Magnoliopsida; Malpighiales; Linaceae
Source: the annotation of a GenBank genome assembly